Messenger RNA from Dreissena polymorpha, 897 nucleotides. RefSeq lists its product as uncharacterized. The record is from RefSeq and is a predicted model, not a curated record. Gene Ontology annotation, molecular function: transmembrane transporter activity. The transcript has 8 exons. The coding region runs from base 1 to 897 and encodes 298 amino acids. NCBI's taxonomy places the organism in Eukaryota, Metazoa, Mollusca, Bivalvia, Myida, Dreissenidae. Gene Ontology annotation, biological process: transmembrane transport.
AUGGCGCCAAGAUGUAUGAGGCGAACAGAACAACUGCGGCAGAGAAGAGGCAAGCCUGAAACGCCCGUGUUGCAAGCCCAACUGGAGACGUCCCACUCCUCCCCUUUGUACAAGAAUAUUCCGUGCCACGGGCCCGGCUUCACUGAGAUCUUCUCGUUGAUAGGUCAGCUGUCGGGGUCAGCUUUGGGCGGCGUACUAUACGGGCUGGGCGGGUUCACACUUCCGUUCGUCUCUGUCGGCGGCCUAGGGAUGCUGUGCAUACCUUUGGUGGCAUAUGCAGUACCCACCUCGGUGUCAGUACCCACCUCGGUGUCAGGUAAGGUUACGGCAAUUUUAUCGGUGGCGUAUGCAGUACCCACCUCGGUGUCAGGUAAGGUUACGGCAAUUUAUUUGGUGGCGUAUGCAGUACCCAUCUCGGCGUCUGGUAAGGUUACGGCAAUUUUAUUGGUGGCGUAUGCAGUACCCAUCUCGGCGUCAGGUAAGGUUACGGCAAUUUUAUUGGUGGCGUAUGCAGUACCCACCUCGGUGUCAGAUUGUCAGACGCUUUCGAAAGAGGCGGGCAAGAAGAGCCUUCCGAGGGGUCUCAUGUGUCAGAUGAGGACUCUCCUGGUCUGCCUUACAGUGGUCUGCAGCCUUGUCGUGCCGUCAAUCCUGGACCCAAUCCUGGAACCCUUCCUCAGAAAGUUCAAGCUUAAACCGGAAAUGAUCGGCGUGGUGUUUCUCGUCCUGGCGGCAACUUACUCCGCGUCCUCGCCGCUUUGGGGAUGGGUGUCUGAUAAAGUGAACGAUCAGAGACCCCUCCUGAUCCUGGGAUUCCUAGGCGCGUGUUUAGGCUCGUUGCUGAUUGGUCCAUCGCCGCUGCUCGGCAUUGCAGAAGGGUCUAGCGGUUUGUGGUAA